AUGGCUCUGUUCAGGCGAACAUCGAAGUUGAAUUUAGUCCAAAAUGAAACAUCAUUUAUUGACUUGUUGUUUUUGGAUACAAUAAAGAAUUUGUGCAACCUUGUUUGUCAAACUAUGGUUUUUUUUCCUGUUUAUGAAUUGAUUAGGGCAAAUUCUAACUGUAUUUUUUGUGAUUUUUGUAAACUUUGGGUUCACCCAAGUUGUAACUUGCUUAAUUCUAAUGACUUCAAAAAACUCACCAAGGAUAACUCAGAUGAGGCAUGGUCGUGUUUAAAGUGUAAUUCUGAAAUUUUUCCAUUCCAGAGUGACAAUACACCUCUGUUUGAGGCACAAAAAAGUCAGAUUUUUUCUGACGUUAACUCUCAUAUUGAAACCUCUUUUUCAAAUAAUGUUGAUGAUGAAGAUGAACGGUUUACUAAUUGUAAAUAUUAUGAAUAUAACAGCUUUAACUCUACUCUUGAACAGCUUUCUUCUUCGGACCUUACACCUAAUUUUUCUUAUUUUCAUCUUAAUACUUGUUCUCUUCCCAAGAAUAUUGAUAAUAUCAACAUUCUUCUGAACUCUCUCAAUAUUGACUUUGAUGUGUUAGGCUUCAGUGAAACUAGACUUAGUAAGUACUCAAUAACACCAAUUUUAAAAGGUUAUAGAGGAUUUCAUAACCUUUCAAGCAGCAAUGCAGGAGGUACUUCCUUGUAUAUUUCUAAUUCGCUAACAGUAGUGGUACGCUCAGACCUUUCAAAUUUGCUCUUUCUUGAAAGUAAAUUAGAAUCAACUUUUGUAGAAAUCUUAGAUAACAAUCGUAAAAAUACCAUUGUUGGGUGCAUUUAUAAACACCCUAAUAUGCCAAUUCCUGAAUUUAUUAAUUUGUAUCUUAAACCCUUCUUUGAAGUAGCUAUUAAGCAAAAACAAAAACUUAUUUUAAUGGGAGAUUUUAAUAUUGAUCUUCUAAAAUGUGAAAGUAACCAUCUAGUUGAUGAUUUCCUGGAUGAACUUUAUUCUAAUUUUUUACAACCAUCUAUAACAAUCCCAACCAGAAUAUCUAAUACAUCUAAAACUUUAAUUGAUAAUAUAUUUACAUCUAAUCCAUUUACAAAAUAUUUCUCAGACCAAAUUGUAAGUAGACAUACCCCUAAUAAAAAACUAUCAAAAAAACAAUUAAGUAAUAGAAAUAAACCUUGGGUCACUAGAGCUAUUCUAAAAUACAUUAACAUCCGCAAUAAUUACUAUAAAAAGUUAAUCAAAGCUAAAAACCAAGAAAAAAAAUUAUAUUAUCAAAACCAAUAUAAAUUUUACAGAAAUCGUAUAGUUAAUCUUAUCAGGAACUCAAAAUCAAACUAUUAUAAAGAAUUUUUCUUAAUCAACAAAAAUAACAGUAGAAAAAUUUGGAAAGGUAUAAAGGAUAUUUUAAAUAAUAAAGAUAACAACAGUAGAUCUAGCACUUCUUCCUUAAAAAUAAAUGAUAAAAUAAUCUCUGAAAAAUUAACUGUAGCUAAUGCUUUUAAUGAACAUUUUACUUCUGUUGCAGAUAAAAUUAGAAACCAAAUUCCACAUAACAAUACACACUUUUCAUCUUACCUAAAAAAUAAUAAUAGUAACUCAUUAUUCUUUAACCCUGUAACAAUAGAAGAAGUUUUAAAGAUCAUAAAUAACCUUGAUUUAACCAAAGCAUCGGGCCCAAACAGUGUCCCUAAUCUUAUCUUAAAACAAGCCAAUAUAGCAAUUUCUGCAAUAUUAACCAAACUUUUUAAUCUUUCCCUACAACAAGGUGUAUUCCCAAACAUAUUAAAGAUGGUUAGUGUCAUACCAAUCUACAAGAAUAAAGGGACCAAACAUUCAACCACCCAUGCACUAAUUAGUCUCACUGAAACUAUUCGACAAAAUUUAGAUAAUUGUAAGUUUGCAUGUGGAAUCUUCAUAGACCUUCAAAAGGCCUUUGAUACUGUAUCACACGAAAUUCUCCUUUCAAAGCUUGAACAUUAUGGAAUUAGAGGUGUAACAAACUCCUGGUUUCGCUCCUAUCUCAGCGAUAGGGUACAAUAUAUCUCCCUAACUAACACCAAAUCUAAAAAACUUUUUAUUAAACAUGGAGUUCCCCAAGGUUCCGUUCUUGGUCCUAUUUUAUUUUUACUUUAUAUUAAUGAUUUAAUUAACUCAAUAAUUUUUUCAGAAAUUUUUCAUUUUGCAGACGACACUUGCAUGUUAUAUGCUAACCAUAAUCUGAAAAAAAUGCAGAAGCAUUUAAAUAUAGAUUUAAAAUGUAUAUAUAAAUGGCUAACUGCAAAUAAAAUAGCAUUAAAUGUAGCAAAGACUGAAGUCAUCCUAUUUAGGCAAAGAAAUAAAGCAGUCAACUAUGAUAUAAGGCUGAAAUUAAAUGGAAAAAAACUUGAAUUCUCAUCUCAUGUAAGAUAUUUAGGUAUAUUAAUAGAUGAAUUUCUAGAUUGGGAUUUCCACAUAUCUUAUAUUGGCAAUAAAUUAAGAAAAACAAAUGGAGCUCUUUGCAAACUAAGAUAUUAUGUGCCUAAGGAUAUCCUACUUUCAAUUUACCAUGCAUUAUUUUCUUCUCAUAUUUCUUAUAGUCCGCAAGUGUGGGGUCUCACUUCAAAGUCGUGUAGAAUUUUUCGCUUACAAAAAGCUGCUCUCCGAAUCAUUACUUUUUCUAAAUUUAACUCACCAUCAAAUCCUAUUUUUCUUAAUCUUAAUAUUCUUACUCUUUCAGAUCUUAUAAAAUUUCUCAACAUUAUUUUAACUUUUAAUAUUAUAAAUCUGCAUUCUCCAGGUAAUAUUUGUGAUAUUUUUAAAUUGGUCUGCCAUUCAUCUAAUCAUUCAACAAGAAGUAAAUCCAUUAAACUUCUAGCUAGACCUUCUUGUCAUACUGCUUAUUGCAAUCUUUUGAACUUAUAUAGGUGGCCAUCACCUACAUUAGUAUUUAUACUAUCUGAUGGUCUCCCCUGUGAACAUGUGGGCAGUUUGCAUUCGGCCAGAUCAACGGGCUUAGCCAGCUAA
Molecule: messenger RNA, 3003 nt
Organism: Hydractinia symbiolongicarpus
Lineage: Eukaryota; Metazoa; Cnidaria; Hydrozoa; Anthoathecata; Hydractiniidae
Exons: 7
Coding region: 1-3003 (1000 amino acids)
Molecular function (GO): catalytic activity
Source: RefSeq, a predicted model, not a curated record